Aphanomyces astaci is the source of this 327-nucleotide messenger RNA. RefSeq lists its product as hypothetical. Gene Ontology annotation, molecular function: serine-type endopeptidase activity. Lineage: Eukaryota; Oomycota; Saprolegniomycetes; Saprolegniales; Verrucalvaceae. The annotation marks the transcript as partial. The transcript has 2 exons. The record is from RefSeq and is a predicted model, not a curated record.
AUGACGGGUUGUUCGAGGUCACCUUCCUCAAAAGCAGCUCUGGCCGGUUCCUUGUCAUUGAUACCUUCUUCCGCAGAGACCAGCGAAGGGCACGUGCUCGAUUUGCACGACCCCCAAUCGUUCUUGGCUGUCGUCGCGCCACGAGUUCAGGGCGUGAAAUACAAGGUGGAGCACUGGCAAAACGAGUUGUUGAUCACGACGAAUCGCGACGUCAACUUCAAACUCAUGUCGGUGCCACUCCAUAUCGUGUUGGACAAACAAAAGGCGGCAGAUAACUCCCAAUGGACAUCCGUGUUUGCUUAUGAUCCGGCCGUGCAAGUGGCGUCC